Messenger RNA from Cydia splendana, 1426 nucleotides. RefSeq lists its product as uncharacterized. The transcript has 9 exons. The coding region runs from base 7 to 1044 and encodes 345 amino acids. Gene Ontology annotation, molecular function: oxidoreductase activity; zinc ion binding. The record is from RefSeq and is a predicted model, not a curated record. Lineage: Eukaryota; Metazoa; Arthropoda; Insecta; Lepidoptera; Tortricidae.
UUAAAAAUGGAAGCUGUAGUGUUCAACGGUGGCAACCUCACCUUAAAGUAUGAGACCAACUACCCGGUCCCUAAGGUCGUCGAGGACACUGAUGUCAUCGUGAAGGUGCAUUACGCGGGAAUAUGCGGCACCGAUCUGCACAUUAUCAAGGGCGAGUUCCCCGCACGUAAGGACUAUCCCGUGGCCAUGGGUCAUGAGUUCAGCGGCGUCGUCACGGAGGUCGGGAAGGCUGCCAGUGCCAACUUUAAAGUGGGCCAGAAGGUCGUCGUGGACCCUAACAGUGCUUGCAACAGGUGCGAUUUCUGCCGCACAGGAAACUACCACUACUGUCUGACCGCCGGUAUUAACAACACCAUCGGGAUCUGGCGAGAUGGCGGCUGGGCCGAGUACGUUCGUUGCCCGGACACGAACGUCUACGCGCUCCCGGACGAAAUCACUACUGAACAAGGAGGUCUUUGCGAGCCCUACUCAUGCGUCGCUCACGGAUUUGACCGGGCGGCCCCUCUGCAGAUUGGCAAAAAGAUACUCGUGGUCGGAGCUGGCAUCAUUGGCAACUUGUGGGUGGCGGCGCUCCAUCAUCAGGGCCACCGGGAGGUCACAGUCUCAGAGAUGAACCAAUCCAGGCUAGAUAUCGUCAAGAAACUGAACACUGGAUUCCGGCUCAUCUCCCCUGACGUGCUCGCUAAAGAAGACAAACUGUACGACAUCAUCGUUGAUUGCACAGGUGUCGGCAAAGUGAUGGAGAUAAACUUCAACUACUUGAACCAUGGCGGUAAAUACGUGCUCUUCGGAUGCUGUCCCCCCACACACACAGCCACAAUUAACCCAUUCGAUAUCUACAACAAGGAGAUCACCGUCGUUGGCAUCAAGAUCAACCCGUACACUUUCCCUAAGGCCGUUGGGUGGCUCAGGGCUAUGGGAGAAAGGUACUUAAACUACGAAAACCUGGGCAUCAAGACCUAUAAGCUGUCGGAGUACGAGAAGGCCCUGGAUGACAUGAGGGCUGGCUCCAUCGCCAAGGCCCUUUUUAAAGUUGUCAAGUAAAUAAAUGAUGAUGAUGAUGAUGAUGAUGAAUGAUGAUGUGGCUAUGUGGUGGGAGAGUAAAAUGACACUUGUCAAGUUGCAAUAUAAAAGACAAGCGUUGCCGUCAUCGUCACGCACAUAGCUAAUAUGACAGGUUUUUUAAUUAAUUUUUUUAAUUAGUAGUCAGUCAUUUAUUGUGUAAAAGAUUUAGAGUAUGUACAACACAUUAAAGUACAUUAUAAUAACUCAGGUAUAUGACAAGUUUUUACCUUUUAUCUAUGUACAAAGAAUUUUAAUAAAAAAAAUGAAAUGUAAAUAAUUACAAUUUUGUAUAUUUUUAACUACAAACGUACAGUCAACUGGUUGUGCUUAUUUAUUGUUAAUAAAAAAUAUUACUAAUGAA